GCCCCUUGUCUCUCUUUGUUCCUUCGCUCGCCGGCGGGCGCCCCAUGCCUGAUUGGGAAGCGCGCGCCGGGACCGGAGCAAAAUCUCAGGGAGGACGAGAAAGUUUGUGCUGCGUUCGUGCGUGCGUGAGAGUUCAUCCGUGUCGGGUCUCGGGACAGUGCGAGUGGGAGUUGGUCGCGAGGCCCGAGGCGCGACAGGAUCCCCUCGGCGGCUGCUCGGACGUGCGUGCCACGCCGUACGGACUAGUAUAAUGCUUUUGUCACCCAUAGCUGUCUUGAUCUUUCCAAGAUCUUCUCUUCUCUUGUGAUGAAAGGAGGCUUUGGCAAGAGAAGGGGAGCAAGCACCGUGAGCCCAUGCUGUAAUAAUCCAUCUUAAUCAAGCUUGAUGCUCGUCAUGCAUGUGCUUUUCCAAGAGAUGCAGGGCCUCGAGCGGAUUCAGCCGGUCUCGCGCUGCUGCAAAGAUGUCACCGAGUUCGUCAGCACGAAGGCCGAUCCGAUGAUACCAGUAAGCAAAAGGAAACAUGGAUCUUGCAGCGUCUAUCGUUGGAUCAGAUCAAAACUGCGCACAUGCUUCUCAUGCCUCUGCUGCUGUUGCCACUGCUUGGCGAAGCCCAAUGCGCCAGGCUGCUUCGGCUGCUCUUGCUGCGCCUGCCGCGACACGGGGGGCUGCUGCGCGCCGAGCUGCAGCUGUCCGAAGGCCCCUUCGUGCUGCGGCAGCCCCGGCUGCCGCGCCUGCGGGCCUCCCAGCUGCAGCUGCAGCCCGGGCUGCGGCGGCCACUGCCGACCGCCGUGCAGCGGCUGCUGCUCCGGCGACUGCACCUCCGCGGGCGGCCCGCCGUGCUCCUGCCCUCGGCGCUGCGGCUGCCUCGGCGCACUCGGCCGGUGCCUGUCCUCGUGCUGCAGCGGCCUGCGGCGUCCCUGCUGCAAGUGCCAGUCGGCGUGCUGCGAGGGGGAGCCGUCCUGCCGGGGGACGGAAGCCUGCUGCCGCGGCGGCCCGGCGGCGGCGCCGUCGUGCCUGGAGUGCUCCUGCGGCUGCGUGUGCUCCUGCCCCCGGUGCAGGGGAGGGUGCCGGUGCCCGCCGUGCGGUAACAACCCCUGCUGCGCCGGUGGAUGCUUGUGCUAGGUACUAGACUAGAUUGUUACUGCAGUAGUAGAUACUAGCUAGUGUGGUUGUUGCUCUUCUUUUUGUUUUGUGCUGAAUUAUAUAUGGCAUGUCAUGUGGGUGAAACUUUGCUCGUGUGUGUAUUCAGUGUAGAGAAUCAGCCUGGGAGGCAAAUGUUCAUCAGAUGAAAAUUACGGCGUGAA
This is a messenger RNA of Panicum virgatum (switchgrass), 1304 nucleotides long. RefSeq names its product keratin-associated protein 5-9-like. Lineage: Eukaryota; Viridiplantae; Streptophyta; Magnoliopsida; Poales; Poaceae. Bases 385 to 1122 code for a protein of 245 amino acids. The record is from RefSeq and is a predicted model, not a curated record. The transcript is spliced from 5 exons.